AUGCGGCAUACUAUUACUAUUACGCAUCUUGUCGAUGUUAUGGUGUUCUGUUUCAUGUUAUCACAAACCACCACUGCUACUAAUGCCAACAAGUCAUUAGAGGCAAAAGCUUUGGUUGCUUGCAGGAAGUGUCACUGGUAUAUACUUAGUUGGUCAUUACCUUGGGAUGGAACUGGUCUUGGAAGCCUCAACCUCUCUUCAUUUCCAAACCUUGUUAGCCUUCAUAUUACUUACUGUGAUGUUGAAGGAAGCAUCCCAGAGCAGAUUGGUUUGCUCUCAAAUCUCACCCAACUUUCUCUUUAUCACAAUCGACUCACAGGUAACUUACCUGUUUCUCUCACCAAUCUCACCCGUUUAGACUACCUUGAUCUUGGUGGUAACAAUUUUAGUGGUAACAUACCUGAUUCUUUCACCAAUCUCAUUCGUUUGAAAACCCUUUUUCUUGAUAGUAACAGUUUCAGUGGUGAGUUCCCUGCUUUGCUCACCAAUCUCAUCCAUUUGGAAUCCCUUUCUCUUUCUAGAAAUAAUUUCAGUGGUGAGUUACCUGUUUCCCUUGCCAAUCUCACCCGUUUAGAACUCCUUGAUCUUUCUAGAAAUAAUUUCAGUGGUGAGUUACCUGUUUCCCUCACCAAUCUCACCCAUUUAAAAAGACUCAGUCUUUUCGAUAACAAUUUCAGUGGUAACUUGCCUGUUUCCCUUGCCAAUCUCACACAUUUAGAAGUCCUUUUUCUUGAUGAUAACAAUUUCAGUGGUGAGUUACCUGUUUCCCUUGCCAAUCUCACCCAUUUAGAACUCCUUUCUCUCAGUAAUAACAAACUUACUGGUCCAAUCCCACCAUCUUAUGGUUCCAUGCUCAAUCUCAUAGCCCUAGACUUGAGCACAAAUCAACUCAAUGGAUCCAUCCCUAACCAAAUUACUCAUUUGCAACACCUACGUUCAUUGAAUCUGGGUGACAACAAUUUUGAUGGUCCAAUUCCCUCAAAUUCUAGUAACCUAGGCCAACUGAAAUUUUUAAACCUUGGCAUGAAUUCCAUAAAUGGUCCCAUACCUCUAGAAUUAGCAUAUUUGAAGAACUUAGAAUAUGUGGACCUUAAUAAUAAUACUCUUGUGGGUUCGGUUCAUGGAAAUCUGUCAAGACUUUCUUACCUUGAUAUUUCAUCAAACCAGUUGUCUGGUAAUUUGUCUUUUCAAAAUCCAUGUAAUCUACAACAUCUAGACCUCUCUAUGAAUCACAUGACUGGACCUCUCACAAGUCUUCUAGUUUGCAAUCACUUAGAAUACUUAGACCUCAGAAGUAACAAUUUUGUAGGAGAAAAAGUUAAUAAUUUGGAGUUUCCGUAUUUGAAGUUCUUAAAUCAGUCUCUAAAUAAGAAUCUGACUGCAAUCAGCCACAGUCCUUCUUCAAUCCAGAAUAGAGAACCUGACUUGUCGUGCAAUGCUUUAAGUGAGCAAUCAACCUGCAAAGCACAUAUGCGAAGACAAAAAGUGGUCCACCAUUUGACCAUUUUUCUUCCCAUCAUUGUGGGACUUUGCUUUUUGCUUCUUGUUUACAGGUGUUACAAAAAUCACAAUUCCACAGCUAAGAAAAUCCAACCGGAAACAAUAAAACAUGGAAAUGUGUGCUCAAUAUUGAAUUAUGAUGGAACAAUUGCAUAUGAAGACUUCAUCACUGCUACAGACGAUUUUGACCUCAAAUACUGCAUUGGAACUGGUGGCUACGGCAGUGUUUAUGAAGCCAAACUGCCUAGCGGUCAAACGUUUGCUUUGAAAAAACUCCACGGUUUUGAAGCCAAGCAACCAGCAUUCGACCAGAGUUUCAAGAAUGAAGUCCAAGUGUUGACCAACCUAAGGCACAAAAACAUUGUCAGACUCUAUGGUUUUUGUUUGCAUAACAAAUGCAAUUUCCUUGUAUAUGAAUACAUGGAAAAGGGGAGCCUGUUUUGCGCCUUGAGUGACAGUGAAUUAGCUGUUCAAGUGGAUUGGAUCAAGAGAGUGAACAUUAUCAAAGAUAUGGCUCAUGCUUUGGCAUACAUGCAUCAUGAUUGUAGCCCUCCUAUUGUUCAUAGAGACAUAUCAAGCAACAACAUUCUCUUGAACUCGGAACUGGAAGGAUUUGUUGCUGACUUUGGAGCAGCCAGAUUGCUCGACCCAGAUUCCUCCAACCAGACGGUAAUUGCGGGAACUUUGGGAUACAUUGCUCCAGAGCUUGCGUAUAACAUGAUCGUGACUGAAAAAUGUGACGUGUAUAGCUUUGGGGUGGUGGCGCUUGAAACAAUUGGAGGGAAGCAUCCUGGAGACCUCCUCUCAUCCCUGAACUAUUCGACUAAUCGUGGUACAACUUUGGAAAAUAUAUUAGACAAGCGACUCGCUUAUCCAACCGAUAGAUGGAUUGAAAAGGAAAUUGUGCGUGUUUGUAAUGUCGCAGUAGGGUGCAUUCUCAUAGAUCCAAAGUGUCGGCCAACAAUGAGAGAGGUGUCUCAGGAACUAUCAUGUUGAAGACAUCAAUUGGGCUAUCCCCAAGUUUUUUUUUUCAUACAGAGAAUUACUCUUACUUAUACUUGUGUCACCAUGAAAUGAAAUAAAGCUGUAAACUUGAAACAUUCAGAAUUUUGUUAAUUUAAUUGUAUGAAUGAAGUUCCUGUUG
Helianthus annuus (common sunflower) is the source of this 2644-nucleotide messenger RNA. Its product is annotated as MDIS1-interacting receptor like kinase 2. Gene Ontology annotation, biological process: protein phosphorylation; hormone-mediated signaling pathway. Gene Ontology annotation, molecular function: protein binding; ATP binding; protein kinase activity. Gene Ontology annotation, cellular component: plasma membrane. Lineage: Eukaryota; Viridiplantae; Streptophyta; Magnoliopsida; Asterales; Asteraceae. The transcript is spliced from 3 exons. Bases 1 to 2496 code for a protein of 831 amino acids. The record is from RefSeq and is a predicted model, not a curated record.